AUGUUGGAUUAUUUAAAAUUGAAAAAAGUUGGUGGUUUAAGAGUCGAAACUAUUAUUGGAUUAAGUCGAUUUGUUAUGCAAAAUAAUUAUUUUUCUUAUGAUGGUCUAUUCUAUCAUCAAGUUCGUGGAGGAGCAAUGGGUUCUCCUCUUACACUAACUGUUGCUAAUUGUUAUAUGUUUUUUUAUGAAAGGCAAAUAAUUAAACAAAUUAAUAAUAGCGGUGGACUCUACUUUCGAUACUGUUCAACUUUUCAAACUUAUUUGAAUGAACGUGAAAAAUUACGAAUGGCAUUAUUAUUAAAUAAAUAUUCAAAUAGAAUUAUUGAUGAACAAUUUAAUCAUGUAUUAUUAAAAUUUAAUAUUGAUCAACCAUUAGAUUUUAAUAAUUAUAAUUUAAUUCGUCAAAAAGUUAUAGAAACACCUAUAAAAGAUAAAAUACCAGUGGAUUAUGGUCAGAUAAUGUUUGUUCAUUUUACUUAUUGUUUAAGUAUGAAAACAUUUCCAACAAAAUUCCAUGGCCUCUGGGAUAAAUAUUUCGGUGAAUCUCCGAUUAAUGAAAUUGCACCUGUUCUUGGCACACGUAAUGUUAAAAAUUUACAAAGACAUUUAAUUAAUACAUGA
This is a messenger RNA of Rotaria sordida, 621 nucleotides long. Lineage: Eukaryota; Metazoa; Rotifera; Eurotatoria; Philodinida; Philodinidae. The record is from the annotation of a GenBank genome assembly.